This is a messenger RNA of Oenanthe melanoleuca, 409 nucleotides long. Its product is annotated as vesicular glutamate transporter 1-like. The annotation marks the transcript as partial. Gene Ontology annotation, biological process: synaptic transmission, glutamatergic; neurotransmitter loading into synaptic vesicle; regulation of synapse structure or activity. The record is from RefSeq and is a predicted model, not a curated record. NCBI's taxonomy places the organism in Eukaryota, Metazoa, Chordata, Aves, Passeriformes, Muscicapidae. The transcript is spliced from 4 exons. Gene Ontology annotation, cellular component: synaptic vesicle membrane; excitatory synapse. Gene Ontology annotation, molecular function: L-glutamate transmembrane transporter activity; neurotransmitter transmembrane transporter activity.
CGCGCCCAGUUCAGCUGGGACCCCGAGACCGUGGGGAUGAUCCACGGCUCGUUCUUCUGGGGCUACAUCGUCACCCAGAUCCCCGGCGGCUUCAUCGCCCAGAAAUUCGCUGCCAACAGGGUGUUCGGGCUGGCCAUCGUGGCCACCUCGGUGCUGAACAUGCUGAUCCCCUCGGCCGCCCGCACGCACGUGGGCUGCGUCAUCGCCGUGAGAGUCAUGCAGGGGCUGGUGGAGGGUGUGACCUAUCCCGCCUGUCACGGCAUCUGGAGCAAGUGGGCGCCGCCGCUGGAGCGGAGCCGCCUGGCGACCACGGCCUUCUGCGGCUCGUACGCAGGGGCGGUGGUGGCCAUGCCGCUGGCCGGGGUGCUGGUGCAGUACUCGGGCUGGAGCUCCGUGUUCUACGUCUACG